GAUCAUUCCACGGCUUAGCCAUCAUAACUUGUCGGUGGCAGAGAAUGAUCACAGGGGAUGUGCUUUGACAAAAGCGUUGUCGUGUCGUCUUGAUCUGCUGCGUCGUAGUGUUGUCUAUCCGGGAACAACGGUAGCAACAGUGACAACCAGCACGGUGUUCACGGCGGGCAUUGGACUUUAACCAGAAUGAUGUACUGUCAGUUCUUUUGUGUCUUGGUUUGUAUGCUUUUUCUGCUCCUAUUGUCCUCUUCUUUGGGAUCGAUUCUUUUCUUUUGGAGGUCUCAGGUUGUUGGUUGUCGGUUGUUAGUUUGGCAAAAGAAAGGGGUGGCUUUUUGGGACCGAGUUGCGGAGGUGGAAGUUCUGUUGUACCUUCAACACCAACGGAGCAGCAAGGGGGAAGAGAAGAGAAAAAUAAAGGAAUCAGCGAGAGGGGGAACCGGGCGCAGACAAUGUGGGCGGGGGAAGAAAAGUUCGGCUGCGGUGCUGGAGGCUCAGAGCGCAGCCUUAUUUAAUACUUUCUGGCAUUGUCGACUGAGCAAGAGCCUUAUUCGGCGGCAUGGGGUCCCUCCACCCCUCACAGAGGCAUGGCGGAGGGACGGGACAUGGACAAGGGCAUCGCUGUACUCGACGAGGCAGCGGCGGCUUGCAGCAAGGCAGAUCAGAGGGCAAGCAGCCCACCUCUAGACUCCUGGAGCCCGCUUGGCGGUUGAAUGACCUAGGCAAAGAGGCGCC
This is a messenger RNA of Ilyonectria robusta, 732 nucleotides long. RefSeq lists its product as uncharacterized. NCBI's taxonomy places the organism in Eukaryota, Fungi, Ascomycota, Sordariomycetes, Hypocreales, Nectriaceae. The record is from RefSeq and is a predicted model, not a curated record. The transcript has a single exon. Bases 187 to 684 code for a protein of 165 amino acids.